AUGAGCUCAGAUACGAGUGAGUUUUAGGUUAUAGAAGAAAAAAAUAGUGAUGAAAGCUAGUUUGAAAAUAUAUAGCACGAAUCAAAAGAGAUUAAUAAUAGCGGUAGCAAUAACAACAAUAAUAAUAAUACUUAUAGCAAUAUUAUUAUGAAUAGUAGCAGUGAAGAAUAAAAUGAUAAGGAGAUAAUUGAUAAUAUCAAACAAGAAAAUAAUGAAAAGGAGAAUUAAGAUACAAUAUAAGAAAAUAUUCAGUAAGGAUAUAAGAUUGUAAAUAAUUUUAAUUCCAGUGAAAGUGAUUCAAAUGACACUUCUCAAGAUGAUGACGCUAAAGUUACAUUUACAGAAAAAAUAAAAUUAGAAAUAGCAUCCAAUUUAAAAGCAAAAAUUAUAGAUUUUAUCAGGAAAGUACAGCAAAAUCCUAAAAUUUAAGAUGACAUGCCUGAAUAUAUUUAAGAUCAUAUUUAUGAGUUUGAGCACGUAUUUUAAGAAAUAUUCUAGGAACCUCAAGCAGUGCAUAAAUUAAAUGGUGAAGCUAUUGAGGUUAUAGUAAUUAAACCUUUGCAUGAUAUUUUAAUGAAGAAGUAUCCUGUUAAGUAAGAUAAAAGACUUGAGUUUUAUUUUAGAGUAUAUGAAUUUAUUACACUUACAAUGUUCGAGAUAGAUUCUGCGGUUUUAAAGCAUCCUAAUUACACUAAGGCAACAAAAUGUUUAUAAAAAAUUGAUCAAGUAAAAACACCAAAAGAAAAACUUAAUUUGAUUGCCUCUGCUAGUGUUUUGCUAAGCAAAGCAUUACAAACGAUAUAUCCAAAAAUGCCAGUAGGAGCAGAUUAGCUACUUCCUAUGAUGAUAUUCACAAUAAUAUAAGCAAAACCCGAAAAACCUUACGCCAAUCUAAUGUUUACAUAAGAAUAUCGCUGCAAAUGGAGGAUUAAAGGAAUAGACCAGUAUUAUCUUGCUACUUAUGAAAGUGCUUUAGAAUUUAUUGAUUGUAUCGAUGCAUAAAAACUCAAAAUAAAUGAAACUAUUUUUGAUUAAUUGUAUAGUAAAAACUAUGAAAAAUACAAAGAUUUAGGCUAUCUUCACGAAUUUGAAUAAAAAAAAAUUAAUCCUUUUCUGACAAGCACAUAAUCUCUAAGUAUGUUAUAGAAAGUAGAAAAAUAAAUGUAAGAUCUUAACUAAAAAAUGAAUAUAGACGAAUAGCUUAAUUUAAAAUUUGUAAAUUAAAAUCUAUCAACAGUAAAAUUAAAUUAAUUACCAGAAGUUUAUGCAGAAUAUUAAAUGAUGGUUGAUGGCUAUAAAGAUAUGAUUUAAAGGUCUUAAAAAAUAUUAUAGUCACUAGAUGAUUUUUGCCAUAAUGAAAAUAAUAAGAAAUCAAUUUUUAACAUCUUUUGA
This is a messenger RNA of Tetrahymena thermophila SB210, 1392 nucleotides long. RefSeq names its product DnaK protein. The record is from RefSeq and is a predicted model, not a curated record. Gene Ontology annotation, molecular function: small GTPase binding; guanyl-nucleotide exchange factor activity. Lineage: Eukaryota; Ciliophora; Oligohymenophorea; Hymenostomatida; Tetrahymenidae. Gene Ontology annotation, cellular component: endocytic vesicle; cytosol. The transcript is spliced from 6 exons. Gene Ontology annotation, biological process: vesicle-mediated transport.